GAGAUAGGCAGCCCAAGUUAGCUCACUCAGCGCUUUGAUUGGCUGAUUUAAUGGGGGUGGGGAGCGCAGCCCUCUUUCCUCUCUUCCACCAAGGUUCCUUCAUUGGAUUGACCAGCUGUCAGGUUGAACGCAAACCUGCCUCCUUUUGGUGGUGUUUGUCUGGAUCGCAACAGAAUAGCUGGGGGAGAGCCUCCCCCUAUGAGCUCCGAUUGGCGGGACUCAACCUUGGUGAUUUCUGAUUGGCCCAAUGAAGAAAUACCAAGGUAGGUUGCCUAGUGAUCCUGAGGAAGCUGAUGUGUUAUUCCUUCUCUGCAUCGAAGGAUCAGGAAGUUUGUGCUCUCUGCGUGGCUAAGUUUUUCACCUACUAGGACGGGGGUGGGGUGGGGGGAACAGGUGUCCUUCUAAAAUACAGCACAAGCUACAGCCUGCGUCCAGCCAUAACCCAGGAGUAACAUCAGAAACAGGUGAGAAUGACCACUUUAACUCACCGGGCCCGUCGCACUGAAGUAAGCAAGAACUCUGAAAAGAAGAUGGAAAGUGAGGAAGACAGUAAUUGGGAGAAAAGUCCAGACAAUGAAGAUUCUGCAGACUCUAAGGAUAUCCGCCUUACUCUUAUGGAAGAAGUAUUGCUUCUGGGAUUAAAAGAUAAAGAGGGGUACACAUCUUUCUGGAAUGACUGCAUAUCAUCAGGCCUGCGAGGGGGCAUCCUGAUAGAGCUGGCCAUGCGGGGUCGAAUCUGUCUGGAACCCCUGACCAUGCGUAAGAAGCGACUACUAGACAGAAAGGUACUGCUAAAGUCAGACAGCCCAACAGGUGAUGUUUUACUGGAUGAAACUCUGAAACACAUCAAAGCAACUGAACCCACAGAAACUGUCCAAACAUGGAUAGAGCUACUCACUGGCGAGACCUGGAACCCCUUCAAAUUACAGUACCAGCUGAGAAAUGUACGAGAGCGCAUCGCAAAGAACCUAGUAGAGAAGGGUAUUCUAACCACUGAGAAGCAGAAUUUCCUGCUAUUUGACAUGACUACUCAUCCAGUGACCAAUACAACAGAGAAACAGCGACUAGUGAAAAAACUUCAAGAUAGUGUACUAGAGCGGUGGGUAAAUGACCCUCAGCGUAUGGACAAGCGAACACUAGCACUCCUGGUGCUAGCCCACUCCUCUGAUGUGCUAGAGAAUGUCUUCUCCUCUCUGACAGAUGACAAGUAUGAUGUGGCAAUGAAUCGAGCCAAGGACUUAGUAGAACUGGACCCUGAAGUGGAAGGGACAAAGCCUAGUGCCACAGAAAUGAUCUGGGCUGUGCUGGCAGCCUUCAAUAAAUCUUAAAGCCAGCAGGUGGAUUUUUCCUUUUCCCCUGAUGGCUGGUGACUGUCAGAGACCCCAUCACUGAGUUUUGUGUGAUGAGAUGUUUUCAUCAUUUUUGUUUCCUUUUCUUGAAUCAGACUUGUGAUUUGGGGAGAGCAACUUCAGGGCUUCUCCAUAGACCUUGACCAUUAUAAGCAGACUUUAUUUCUCCCUACACUUCCACUCCAUAGGUGAAUAGACUGGGUGAACCCACACACACCCAAUGAACAUUUUCUCCCACUUCAUGGUUUAGUUUCACUCAGUGUGCUUUUGGAUAAGUAGAAAUAUCUAAAUGGGAUUUUGAGUUCUCCAGCUAUAGAAUGUGAAUGAGAUAAAAAGCGAACUAUUCUAUUUUUCUGAGUUUGUUUUCUAUCUUAAAUACAUGUUUUCACAGCCUUUGUCUCUCAGACUCUGCUAAAUAAUGUAGCUUAUUGAAAUAACUGUCGCUGACUAAGGAGCAAUGAGAAACAAAACUAAUUUUUGGAGCAGAUGGUCUCUGGAAUUGCAUAUCCUGCUAGUGAUUUUCUCAUCUUUCCUUUUCUAACCUAAUAAGAAUGUCCCAGAUUCAAUUACCUGGAUCUCAAAGUCCUAGAGCCAGAAAUACAUUCUCUCAUCCCUCUUAGCAUUCUCUUGCUCCCUCAUUCACUAGGGCAAAAGUCUAAAUGAAGAAAAGUCUCUCUCAACACCUCGUUCAUGCAAUCAGCAUUAGAAUUUGUAAGGAAGGAAGGGAGGUGGCAUGAAAAUUUCCAUUCUUGGGGUAUAUGACUGUCCUGUUUCCCCCAGGCCACUUUUUUUUCUUUUUUUCUUUUGAGACAGGGUCUUGCUCUUGCCCAGGCAGGAGUACAGUGGUGCAAUCACAGCUGACUGCAGCCUUGACCUCCAGGGCUCAAGGAUCCUCCUGCCUCAGUCUCCCAACUAAGUGGGACUACAGGCAUGUGCCGCCAUACUCAGCUUUUUUUUUUUUUUUUUUUUUUUUAAAAAGAGAGACAGAGUCUCGCUUUGUUGCCCAGGCUGGUCUUGAAUUCCUGGGCUCAAGCAAUUCUUCCACCUCAGCCUCCCAAAGUGCUGAGAUUACUGGCGUGAGCCACUGCACCCACCCCUCCAGACUACUUUAAAUGUCUCUGCUCUGACUGAAUUGAAGGAAUUGUAAGUUUCAGUUGCUGAAUAUAUCAGUAUAUCUGAACUCCAGAUCUUUUUAUUUCCUAUUUUUGGCUUCCUACAUAAAUUAAUAAAGUCUGUCUAUAUUUAAGGGUUCUGGGAGUAGUUUUGUCUAUAUUUAAUCCAUAGAUGUGCUCCUAGUCAUCAGUCUUAUUUCAGUAAAACCAUCUUUCUGGCCAAAUCUCUAACAUGUUUUUUACUUCAGUAGUGAGGGCAAUGAGAAGCUUUAUUAAGAAAGAUCCUAUUUAAAGGGCUAAUUUGGUAUUGAAAGCAUGCUGAUAUAAAGUCCAGUAUUUGAGGAUAUAAAGAGGACGUGCACUGAACUGUGCUGAUGUUAAGCAUUUAUUAUACUUUAAUGGGAUAGUGCUUCUUGACCAUUAUAGAACAACAAACUGUCAAAGGGCUAAUACAGAUGACCCAGACUUGACAUUAAAUCCUCUUGAUUAGAAAUAAUUAAAUGAAUUAUUUAUUCAUUUCUCUCCUCUACCAAAUCUACUUAGCCCCACAAAAAUUCCCCAGCUCAGUUAACAUUUUUUUGUUUUUCACUUUAGUAUCUCUUAGGCAAAUAGAGAUAUAAAUUGUAAUAGGAAACAAACUCUAAAUGUGAAGCUGAAUACAGCUUCAGUCUGGCUCUCUAAUAGGACAAAAGCCAGUCCAUGUGUUGUCUCUACCUGAUUUAGCUUUUUCUUUUCUUUGAACAAUUCAGCAUGAAUUGAAACCAGGUUUUCCUGUGGAAAGUUAUAGCUUGAUUGGGGGGUAGAAGUUGAACUGAGUUCUUUCUUGCAACUCUUAGUGUUUAUUUUUAUAUCUCAAUAAGAUGAGGAUCUCUUCAGUUUGAAUCUGCAUAAUGUUCACUGCCAAACUCCUUCUCAUUUAAUGCUUAUGGCCUUCACAUUUCUGUAUAAUAAAGAUCAAUUAUCAGC
Pongo pygmaeus (Bornean orangutan) is the source of this 3427-nucleotide messenger RNA. It is a transcript of the gene GOLPH3L, whose product is annotated as golgi phosphoprotein 3 like. Gene Ontology annotation, biological process: retrograde vesicle-mediated transport, Golgi to endoplasmic reticulum; Golgi to plasma membrane protein transport; Golgi vesicle budding. Gene Ontology annotation, molecular function: phosphatidylinositol-4-phosphate binding. The record is from RefSeq and is a predicted model, not a curated record. Gene Ontology annotation, cellular component: Golgi cisterna; trans-Golgi network; cytosol. NCBI's taxonomy places the organism in Eukaryota, Metazoa, Chordata, Mammalia, Primates, Hominidae. The coding region runs from base 471 to 1328 and encodes 285 amino acids. The transcript is spliced from 5 exons.